CAAUGGCGUCUCUUUCAACUUGUGCUUUCACUACCAGAUAGCUCUCAUCCUUUACUUCUUCAAACUCGUCUCUAAUCUCUUCUGCUUCUCCUCUCUCCAUCUCCUGCAGAACCCAGCUGGCUGGCUCUGUUCACUCUGAGAAAGUUCAACAACUGCACAUGUACAAGAUCAAUGAGCCAGAACGUGCAAGUCCUGCCAUUCUCCGGCUGAAUCAGAAUUUAGGAAUGGGUGGUAUCGGAAAAACUGAUAAAGGUAUACUAAAUCCUUGGGUAUGUAAUUUAUUCCUUCAAGGUCAUAACUAAACCUUUGAACUUAUACGUGAUUAUCAAGUAUUAUUUAUUAACUUCAGAUUUGUUGUUUAUUACUAGCCUCCUUUUGUUUCAUCUUGCUGGUUUGAUUUUUUUUUCCUGUUCAUACAAUUGUUUGACUGAAAUUACAUACUUUCAUCAAUUCUAUUCAUUGUUUUUUAAUAUUGUUCUCUGUCGCUUCAUUUAAAAACUCAUUUAAUACUGCCUCUGGGUCGUAGAUGUGUCAAUGCCCCAACUCGAUCAAUAAGCUAAGUGGCCAAACGGGUUGAUCAGAUGUUGGAGAAUGGAAUGGUGGAUGAGCUGAGGCCACUUUUCAAUCCAAAGAGAGACUACUCGCGAGGGAUCAGAAAAGCUAUUGGAGUUGCUGAGUUCGAUCAGUAUUUUCAAAAGGAAUCGCUUACCAUGGAUGAAGGAAUCAAGCAGAGGUUAGUGGAAGAAGCGGUAAAUAAUGAAAUGAAGAAGAACACGCACGAAUUGGCACGUAAACAAUUGGGGAAGAUUCACAGGCUGCACAAAGUGAAGAGAUGGAAAAUUCAACGGCUAAACGCGACAACCUUGUUCUGCAAGCAUGGGGAAGAAAGAGGUGGUAGAGCCGAGUGCGAUGAUGGUCGCCAGGUUCCUUUACGAUUUUCCCUCUGCUAAUGUUGGCGCUGGCCUUAGACAAUCAUCAUCAUCGGCCCUGGGAAGCGCCGUGGCAGCGGCUCCGUGCUAACUGCUGAAUGCCGACGUCUCACCAUCUUCUGGGCUUAACCUAUUUACUGCGGUUACGAUUUACAAUUCCCCUGUGUCCAUGUCAAUAUUUAAUUGGAAGAAUUUCAAAAAAGACUCCUUGACCAAAGAUAUUAAAAAAAAAAAUAACAGUCGUAAUUUCUGAAA
Messenger RNA from Prosopis cineraria, 1184 nucleotides. RefSeq names its product adenylate isopentenyltransferase 7, mitochondrial-like. Lineage: Eukaryota; Viridiplantae; Streptophyta; Magnoliopsida; Fabales; Fabaceae. The record is from RefSeq and is a predicted model, not a curated record. Gene Ontology annotation, biological process: cytokinin biosynthetic process; tRNA modification. Gene Ontology annotation, molecular function: tRNA dimethylallyltransferase activity. The transcript has 2 exons. Bases 582 to 950 code for a protein of 122 amino acids. Gene Ontology annotation, cellular component: mitochondrion.